AUUUGUUUUGGUAGCGACACUCUUCUUCGUUGGUGUUUUAGGGCAGUUAUCAUCUGUAAUGUUGCGUUACUGCGUCCUCUUCAUUGGUGGUUAGACUUUUUAAAUUGUCUUUAUGGAGAAAUUCAGACACGAACUUCCUCGCUACAGCUUUACCUGCCUUUGAUGUUGAAUGGACAGAAAGGAACGACAACAAGGAGGCAGUCGUGCGACAGUAACGAUUCCAACUGCCGUAAAUCACCAUAGAGGAACGAAAACGUCAACAGGAAGGUGCUUUUCAUCACUUUCCAAGACAGUAUCAUCCUCUUUACGGAAUAUUUCCCUAAUCUGCAAACAUGUCAACACCUUUGUCGAAGCCUCAGAUUAUUUCGCACAUCCAGAAACGCCUGAACUACACUGUUUUUGACAGUAAAUGGAUUCCGUGCAGCGCGAAGUUUGUCUGCGUGGGGAACUUUGCGAGAGGAACCGGAGUAAUGCAAAUAUAUGAAGUGCAGCAGGGGGAGGCUCAGCUCAUUAAAGAGGUAGAGAAACCUAAACCCAUAAAGUGUGCAACAUUUGGAGCUGCUUCUCUUCAACAAAGACACAUAGCCACUGGGGAUUUUGACGGAAAUCUUAAUAUCUGGAACCUGGAGGUGCCUGAAGUGCCUGUGUACAGUGUAAAGGCCCACAAAGAAAUAGUGAACAGUAUUGAUGGGGUUGGCGGCCUGGGGAUUGGUGACGGUGCACCUGAGAUAGUCACUGGCAGCAGAGAUGGGACAGUGAAGGUGUGGGAUCCCAGGCAGAGGGAUUCACCUGUAGUCAACAUGGAGCCUGUAGAAGGAGAAACAAAGAGAGACUGUUGGACUGUUGCAUUUGGUCAUGCCUACAAUGAUCAGGACCGCUGUGUGUGUGCUGGCUAUGACAACGGGGACAUCAAACUCUUUGACCUGCGGAACAUGUCUCUGCGGUGGGAAACCAACAUUAAAAAUGGGGUAUGCUGUGUGGAGUUUGACAGGAAAGACAUCAACAUGAACAAGCUGGUGGCGACGUCCCUCGAGGGAAAGUUCCACAUCUUUGACAUGAGGACCCAGCACCCCACCAAGGGCUUUGCCUCCGUUUCAGAAAAGGCUCAUAAGUCGACCAUCUGGCAGGUGAGACAUUUGCCCCAAAACAGAGAAAUCUUUAUGACGGCAGGCGGAGCAGGAAACCUACACUUGUGGAAAUACGAAUAUCCUGCCAAGCGAAGCAAGAAGGACUCGGAUGGCGUGGAUGUGGGCGUCGCCGGCACAGUCAACCUCUUACAGAACGUCACGUUGUCCACGCAGCCAAUCGCCAGCCUGGACUGGAAUCCAGACAAGCAGGGCCUGCUUUUGUGUUCAGGCUUUGACCAGACUGUCCGCGUGCACAUCGUCACCAAACUCAACUUGGUGUGAACAAGUCAGCGACGACAAAGACUGGUGGUCUGUGCAGCCCAACACAAAACAACACAUGCCUACAGAGAUUGAGUGAGUUCUUUGUGGUUUAGGAAAGCAAACGUCACAAUAACUGACUCACAACACUCCUAGACAAACACAACACUUCUUACAAGCAUAAAUGAAGUUUGUGUACAGGAGGGUGGGGAGGAGGAGAAGCUGAUAUGAGUGACACAUUUUUUUACAACUUGUUCUUAAUGGUUGCAUUUAGAUGCAGACAUAAGAUUUUCAUCUAAUUGCAGUAACAAUUCAAAAUCUACAACACUACCUUUGGUGUGUAAAUCAUUGCCUUUUAAAGAGGCUCAAUUGUUUCCGUGAUCAUGUUUGCACUGAUGAUUCCCCGCUGCUGAUCUACAGCUUCUAAAUCUAAGUUAUUUUCAUUUUUUGAAGGCUGCUUACUGAAAAAAAGUGUGCUUUUUUUUUUUGUAUUGUUUUGCUCAGUUGGUCGAAGUUCUAUUCCGGUUUUUGACUUUUGAUAUGUCGCAACAUCUUAGUGUCAACCUUGGUUCAAAUUAAAUGUGCUUAUAAAGUAAAAACAAAA
Solea solea (common sole) is the source of this 1989-nucleotide messenger RNA. RefSeq names its product dynein axonemal assembly factor 10 (gene dnaaf10). The transcript is spliced from 9 exons. The record is from RefSeq and is a predicted model, not a curated record. Gene Ontology annotation, molecular function: ubiquitin binding. The coding region runs from base 333 to 1409 and encodes 358 amino acids. Lineage: Eukaryota; Metazoa; Chordata; Actinopteri; Pleuronectiformes; Soleidae.